This is a messenger RNA of Neodiprion fabricii, 1437 nucleotides long. RefSeq lists its product as uncharacterized. The coding region runs from base 41 to 1351 and encodes 436 amino acids. The record is from RefSeq and is a predicted model, not a curated record. The transcript has a single exon. Lineage: Eukaryota; Metazoa; Arthropoda; Insecta; Hymenoptera; Diprionidae.
GCAAGAUCACAUCAAGUAACAGUGCCACUGCAUACAUACCAUGAAGCCAAAGCUGACAGAAUUGAAAGACGUUUCGGCGACCAUGGAACCCGAAGCUAAAUCGCCGCUUGUGACUAAGGAAGAAGUGCUGAGUAUACUGUCGAAAAAACUCUCCGGAGAGUUCGAGCUUGUCGAGUACAAGCUCCGCUCAUUAAACUCAACCAACGGCUUCCUCGGAAUCUAUUACGGACUCACGGCCCUGGUGAAAAUCGACGGAGUGACCAAGGAGCACAAGUUUUUCCUGAAGGCUCAACCCUCGAAGCAGAGUCCUCAGUUCGAUCUGCUGAUGGCGGCAAAGGCGACGGAAAAGGAGUCGGCGAUGUACACCGAAAUCAUACCGCGCAUGGGAAACGGGAGCUGCUGUUCCGGCUGGUCGGCCAAGUGCUAUUUGACCAAGGAAAACGUCCUGGUCCUCGACGACCUGUUCGCCCAGGGUUACGUUACGACGGACAAGUACGUGCCCUUCGACUACAAUCAUUGCCUGGUCGUCCUUAGAUCCUUGGCCCGAUUCCACGCCGGGUCCUUCAUAAUCGACGAGAAGCUCAGAUCGGAGAACAAGAGUCUGUUCGAGGUCUACGGCGACAUAUUGGGCGAGUCGUUGUACAACGAUAGCGGAAUAUCAACGCGAAUGCUGAGCUCGUGCAUCCUGGGAACAAUGUCAUUGAUCGACCUCCUGCAGAAGGAGUUGAGCGAGUCGGAAAGGGCCGAGUUCAAGGAACGCGUCAGACCGUGGGGCGAGAAUACGGAGGAGCUUUUGAACCCUUCGAAAAAGUAUAGAAAUGUCAUUUGCCACCGCGAUUUAUGGGCCAACAACCUGAUGUUAAAGUACGACGCUUCGGGUAAGCCGGAGCACUGUUGUCUGAUAGACUUGCAGAUUCUUCGUUACAAUCCACCGGCGACCGACUGUGUCUACGUUCUUUACUUGACCACCGACAGAGAGACGAGGGACAAACACGGGGAAUCGCUUUUGCGAAUGUACUACGAAACGUUGGAGAGGGAAUUGAUGAACGCGGGACUCGAUUCGAAACGCUGUCUCGACUGGCCGACCUUUCGGAAGAGCUGCGAAGACACGAGGUCUGCGGCUAUUGUUUAUGCGAUUAUGAAUUUACCCGUGAUGCUACUUCAUCCUGAUAUGAUUAAGAAACAAUUCAACGAAUCGCCAGAGCUACUGAACGAGAGUUUAUACAACGACAGAUCUGCCGUGGUGUGCAAUCAAUUUUUGAAUGUCAAACCAUACCGAGAACGAUUGACUGAAGUCUUACUCGAGGCUUACGAGUUUUUGCCACGAUAUAAAGAAGGCAUCAGACCAUAGCAACAAGAAUUUCGUCUUGCGUUCGUAUUGCUCGAUUCCUUAUUUUUGUAUCAACCAUUGAUUAAAAAAUCUACGUUUUACAGUUU